Messenger RNA from Sinocyclocheilus anshuiensis, 1341 nucleotides. Its product is annotated as signaling lymphocytic activation molecule. The transcript is spliced from 6 exons. Lineage: Eukaryota; Metazoa; Chordata; Actinopteri; Cypriniformes; Cyprinidae. The record is from RefSeq and is a predicted model, not a curated record. Bases 84 to 890 code for a protein of 268 amino acids.
UGUUCUUCAUCCAGCGGCUCUGACUCAAACACGCUUCAGCAGUCACUCUGAACACACCCCUGAGCGCAGCUCUCGAAGCGAGCAUGAUUCCUAAAUCCGUGUUUCUCCUCUGCUUACUGCUUGGUGUGUUCGGCGCAGACACCGAUAACACCGAGACCGUGAGGGUUAUGCUGGGAGAGUCGCUCACUCUGCACACAGACAUUGGCACGGUUCGGAGAGACGAUCACAUCGUGUGGGUGUUUGGACCUGACAGUCCAGACAACCAGAUAGCAGAGCUCAUGAAAUGGUCCUACAUGUUCUCUGUCUUUGUGAGUGGAAAGAUGCUGUUUAGAGACAAACUGCAACUGAACCAUCAGACCGGAUCGCUGACCAUUAAAAACACCAAAUCUGAACACUCUGGACUUUAUAAGUUAACAAUCAUCCAUGACAGAAAGACCUCCCGCAAGAGGUUUGAUGUUAAAGUCUAUGCUCCUCUCUCAGCUCCCAUCAUCAGCGCUGGUUCCUCACAGAACUCGACAGCAUCAGAACGAUCUGCGGGUCCAGCGUGUGUCCUGGUGUGUUCUGUGAGCAAUGCGUCUCGAGCGACUCUGUCCUUCUUUAAGGGCAGUGAUUUAGUGUCCAGCGUCAGCGGCUCUGACUUCAGCAGCUCUCUCUCUCUGCCUCUGGAUGUGGAGUAUCACGAUGAAAACACCUACAGCUGUGUGGUCAGUAACUCCAUCAGCAACCACACCACGCUCUUUAACAUCACCGAUCUCUGCCAGCCGCCUCCAGACGACUCGCUGCUCUACUGUCUGCUGCUGAUUCCUGUCGCUCUCACAGUGACCGCUGUCGUAUUGUGUGUCCGUCGAAAACGUGCAAAAGCAGAAGAAGAGACGGAUGAAAAUUGCUAGCGCUAUAGAGAACUGUGAGGAUGAAACACAGAGCCUCAAGAGAAGAUGACGCUGAAGCACCUGCUAGUGUUUACCUUAGAAACUCUAAUUAAGAACUGUUUUAAUAGAAUAUUUGAUGUAUUUAUUGAGUGUUUUGUCAGCAUCGCGCAGCAUGUCCAUGAUGAAAAUGAUGGUCUGAUGCAAACUGUUUUUACAAAAUCCUUCAGUUGAUCUGAACGUUGGUCUCUCAGUGCUGCUGACUGAAGAAGUAAAGCAGCGUGGUUUGUGAUGAUGCUGGAACAUUGCUGUGAAGGGAAACUUGACUGAAGAUGUUUUAAUCCUCACUUAAACAUAUAAACUUGUUUGUGUUUUAUUAAGAUUGUAGCGGUUGCAGUAGCUGCUCUUGUUCAGAAGGAAAAACACUUGUCAGUUUAUCAUUCUCGGUCUAUAUUUCCAUUGUAAUCUUGGAUUU